GGUAAAAGUAUAUUUACAGAACAUUCAACUGCCACAGGUUACUAUAAAUGAAACACCAAUUUGGCCAUAAACGAAGCAACAACUUUGUGAUAAAUGCAACAACUUUGCAAUAAUACAAGGGGUACCCUUCAGCCUACUGUAAUAUUCAGGAUGUCAAUCCGUCAAGUAUUAAAAAAGUGGCCUGGCCAGAGAUUUGGAGUUUUCAGAUUCUUGCCAUUGUUUUUUAUAUUUGGUGCUGCUUUAGAAUUUACAAUGAUAAAAUGGACUUUUAAUGGUGUAAAUUUUUACAAAACUUUUAAACGAAGAAAAGCACAAGAAAUUGUUGCUGAAGAAGCAGCCAGAUUACGACCAUAAAUGCUCUAGUAUCAGUAGGAGAUAACAAAAUUCAAGUCUUCUUAAUGAAUUAUUUUUGCAAUAUUUAUAUUAAUGAAGCUUGCAAGUACAGUUUACUAAGUAAAUGUAAUACUAAAAAGUUUUUUUUUUAUUGAGUACAAGCUAAAACUUAUAAUAAACUCUAAACAUGUAUUUUUAUUGCAUUUUCAAGAAAUUAAUUUCAGUAACACUACUGGUUUAAAUGCAUUUUAUAAACAAUGCACUGCUAUUAAAAAUUCUGAUUUUUUUCUAAUCUUAUUCUGAUUUAUUAACCUUAUAUAUUGUCCACUAUCAUUAUAUAUUAUAAAAGUAAAAAUUAAUAAAAUAAUUUUAUAUAAAACGUAGAAACUGCAUAAAUGACAAUGCUGUAUUUUGAUUUCUAGAGAUUUUAUUUACACCUGGCAAUUUACAUUUCGUUUUAAAUUUUAAAAUUCAUCAUUUGCAAAAUGAAAGCAACUGUAAUAUCCAAAAUGUAUAUUUACCUAAACUGUUUUAAAUAAAUAGUUUCCAUCACAUGAAA
Stegodyphus dumicola is the source of this 892-nucleotide messenger RNA. RefSeq names its product sloth 1 (gene sloth1). Lineage: Eukaryota; Metazoa; Arthropoda; Arachnida; Araneae; Eresidae. The record is from RefSeq and is a predicted model, not a curated record.